AUGGCGGAGAUCCGUCGCAAGUUGGUCAUUGUUGGUGACGGUGCCUGCGGGAAGACUUGUCUGCUCAUCGUCUUCUCCAAGGGCACCUUCCCAGAGGUCUACGUCCCAACCGUCUUCGAGAACUAUGUCGCCGACGUCGAGGUGGAUGGCAAGCAUGUCGAACUAGCCUUAUGGGAUACGGCGGGCCAGGAAGAUUACGACCGACUCCGACCCCUUUCAUACCCCGACUCGCACGUCAUCCUCAUCUGCUUCGCCGUCGACUCGCCGGACUCGCUCGACAACGUGCAAGAGAAGUGGAUUUCAGAAGUCCUGCACUUCUGCCAGGGCCUGCCCAUCAUCCUCGUUGGAUGCAAGAAGGACUUGAGAUACGACCAGAGGACUAUUGAGGAUCUGCACAAGACCUCGCAGAAGCCGGUGACACCCGAGCAGGCCGAAGACGUCCGCAAGAAGAUUGGCGCACAGAAAUACCUCGAGUGCUCGGCCAAGACGAACGAAGGCGUGCGCGAGGUGUUCGAGCACGCGACCCGCGCUGCGCUGCUCACCCGAAAGAAGGAGAAGAAGAAGUGCCUGAUCUUGUAA
Saxophila tyrrhenica is the source of this 579-nucleotide messenger RNA. RefSeq names its product GTP-binding protein Rho1 (gene RHO1). Gene Ontology annotation, cellular component: cytosol. Gene Ontology annotation, biological process: small GTPase-mediated signal transduction. The record is from RefSeq and is a predicted model, not a curated record. The transcript is spliced from 5 exons. Bases 1 to 579 code for a protein of 192 amino acids. Gene Ontology annotation, molecular function: protein kinase binding; GTPase activity; GTP binding. Lineage: Eukaryota; Fungi; Ascomycota; Dothideomycetes; Mycosphaerellales; Extremaceae.